This is a messenger RNA of Oncorhynchus masou masou (cherry salmon), 3084 nucleotides long. RefSeq names its product fibrillin-2. Gene Ontology annotation, molecular function: calcium ion binding. The coding region runs from base 3 to 1742 and encodes 579 amino acids. The record is from RefSeq and is a predicted model, not a curated record. The transcript is spliced from 5 exons. NCBI's taxonomy places the organism in Eukaryota, Metazoa, Chordata, Actinopteri, Salmoniformes, Salmonidae.
UGAUGAGUUCAUGGAAGCAGAAGGAGCCCACCGUCCCGAUGCCCAGGAUCCAGAGCCAGAACCUUGACAUGCAGUCUGCUCUGAAGAACCACCUACAGCUUCACUACAAUACCAUCGCUAACAGCGCCUCCAAGCCUGUGUUGCUGGCCAAUGCACCACCUAAAGACCCCCACACCCACCUAAAAGACCCACACUCCAUAACCCGCAGCCCCAAAGCUCACCACGUUGAGGAGAAUUUGAAAGACACCAGGGAUCUAACAGACAGUGAAGGGACCCCCGAGAAGCCCACUAGACCUCAGGCCUCCACAUCCUCCUCUGCUACUACAGAGACCAUUACUUCCACAUCCAGCCCGCCGGUCGCUGAAGGGUAUUGGCACCAGGGGACGUCUAUAUUCCAGGCUGUGCAGGAGGAUCCAUUACCCAGGAAGGCGGUGCUGACAGAGGCCACCCAGUUGGAGCCUGGCCAGGGCGUUACGGAGCCAGCAGAUGUCAGCAGCACAGACACACAGAGGCCCCGUCCUCAGAGACCCACUGAGACCAGCUCCACAAGCUUCAUCAACUCCAGCAACGCCACCAGCCACUGGGUCAAUGGAACAGACACGUAUGGUCAUCACAUCCAAGUGAAGGAGACUGCGUCAUUAUCUGAUGAUGAUGAUGAUGGUGGUGGUGAAACUCAUCGACGCAACGUGACCUCUCCGGAUCGGGCAUCAAACGGGUCCUCACAGGACAAUGAAACCGACACAAGUGACAGUCAUCGCAGUGAGGCGAACGAGACGUCAUCGUCGCCAUUGUCCGGCGAUGAUGGUGAAACGUCUCGACACGAUGGGACCUCAUCGUAUCUGUCUUUAAACAGCUCAGACCAGCAUCUUAUUAAGGGUGCUACAAACACAGAGGAGCUGCCCAGGCCUGUGCCCCGAAACAGGCGUCCGCUGUGCCCUUACCCUCCCCUGCCAGCUCAUGGCACCUUCUACUUCCGUACGGUAGACAACCCCGGUCCCCGGGACUACAAACACUACAUCCAGUACGCCUGCUAUGCAGGGUACACCCUGGCCAACGGGGAUGUCCACAGCUACUGUCUGCAGGCUGGAUGGUGGAGUGGUCUCACCCCGGUCUGCUUGGAGGUGACCCCCUGCGCCCUGAACAACGGAGGCUGUUCCCAGCUGUGUAGUGUGAACCAGGAACAAGCUCAGUGUCACUGCAGACCAGGCUUCAUCCUGUUAGAGGACCACCGUACCUGUAGAGAUGUGGAUGAGUGUGUGGAGGGCCAGCAGCAACAGCGCUGCCAGCAGACCUGCGUCAACACCUUGGGCUCGUUCCGCUGCUCUUGCCCCUACGGACACACCCUGGCCGGGGACGGAAGGGCCUGUGUGGCUGAGUGUCCAGCAGGCUACAGGAAACAACCCUUAACCCCGAUACCCGGAGGAAACCUGGCCAGAAGGGAGUGUGUAGACAUCAAUGAAUGUGAGGAGCCAGAGGUCAGUGUACCUGGACACCGGUGUCAGUGGAAGUGUGUGAACCUGCCUGGCUCCCACCGCUGUAUCUGUCCCAGAGGCUACAAACUGUCCUCAGACAGACACCACUGCAGAGAUAUCAACGAGUGCAGCCGUAAGAAUGGUGGCUGCUCUCACCUGUGCCUGAACCAUAAAGGAAGUUACCAGUGUUCCUGUCCUGCCUCUCACCGCCUCUCCCCCUACAGUAGGAAGAAGUGUCAGCCAAGGAAAGAACUGCAGAGUAAUGUGUAGCAGAGAUAGUGUGGAGAUCAUUUAAAUAGAAAUGCCAUUUAUUCCAUUGCUUCUACCAUCCCUCUGUUCGGCCCUUGAACAAUGACUUCUGCAAUUGAAUCUACAUUUUGUCAGGCCUGAGAUGUAUUUUUGUCAAAUCAUUACUGAGAACAGUAUAAAAACUAAUAUUAAUUGUCACAUCCAGAACAUAUCUGUAACAUUGAUAGAGGCUUGGACUGCAUAUUACAGACAUAUAGCUGAAGAGAAACCAGAAGAACACGUUAUUAGUUUAGGGAUUUAAUUGAUGGCAUUUAAAUAUAUUUCCCUCAAAUGAUUACAUGUUGUUUUACAAGGUAGUGUGAAUGAAUGAGUGAAAACAUAAUGAAAACAUGGUGGUAGACACUGUGAUAAUUGAUUAGUAGAAUUGAUCCCCUCGAUGUUCUCAACUGCAGACGUAUAACAUGGUCAUGUCCAUAGGAAUAUCAAAUGUCAUUUUUUGGAUUAAAAGUGACAGUAUUAAUUGUACUUUAGUCUGUUAUAUAAAACAGUCGUAGUACUUUGUUAAAAAUACAUUAUUUCUAUGUAUCCACUAUAUUUAUAGUCUCUUUUUAAAUAUAUAAAAUAAAGUUAGACACAAACUGUUUCAGCCUCAGGCGUCCUUAACUGCAGAACAGAUUCUCCCUUCCCUUAUGGUCUCAACUGGACGCCUGCUGGGAUGCUAAUGUCUAACACACAGUGUUGUACUGAAUGACUAUGGCGAAAAGGCUGAAAUAUGGCAUGAACCACUGCAGAACAGAUUCUCCCUUCCCUUAUGGUCUCAACUGGACGCCUGCUGGGAUGCUAAUGUCUAACACACAGUGUUGUACUGAAUGACUAUGGCGAAAAGGCUGAAAUAUGGCAUGAACCACUGUUGGACUGAUUCAACCAUGUUUUAUAUAUAUAAUCACAUUGCCAUUAUUUUACUUCACAGAUAAACAUUCACAUACACAUUAGCAGCUAUGAAGGCAUUGCUGACAUGCUCCGGGUACAUAUGGAUAAAUGCACAGUAUGUGUGACACAUACAGUGGUGAUGAUGAGCCACAACCUCAGAUGACAUGAGAGGUAAAUGUCGUUGUACAGUGGGAUGAAAGGUACAGUCAGCCACAGUUCUUCAACACGGGACAACAUAGUAACUUCUGGAUAGGUUUAUAACCCCACAACACAGGGUGAGACUGCUACAAUAGAGGAGGGCUAGGCAAAAUACAGUCAUAAUAUCAUAUUAGAUUGGAUAGGUUUAUAACCCCACAACACAGGGUGAGACUGAUACAAUAGAGGAGGGCUAGGCAAAAUACAGUCAUAUAUCAUAUUAGAUUAGAUAUGUUUA